UUGUACGUAUGUUUUGCAUUGUAUAGAAAAAUCUCGUCAUGUCAACACCUAAUCAUAAUAGGUAGACCUAUAAAAAUAAAACUUAAGAAUGAUCAAUUAUUAAUUUUGCAGAUACAGAAAAUAUUCUAUUGAUUUCUUCUAUAAUUACAUAAUAGAUAGACUCUUGUUAGUUUUCUUCAAUUGUAUUGCAAAUAAAGGACUGUCAAACAUGGUGUUUAAUUAGAAAACCAACAAUAGAGAAUUAGAAAUUGCGGCUCUGAUUAAUUGCCUGGAGAUUAUUAAUACUUAAAAUUUAAAACAUUAACCAUGAGUCAAUCCUCCAUGCAAUUAUAUCAUUGCUUAGUGCUGCUAGAAUUUAGCACUAUAGAAUCACCUGCAAGUUUUUAAUUUUAUAUUCUUUUUUUUAAAUUAUUAUUAUUAUUAUUAUUGUUUCUCUAUUAGUCCACUAAGUGAGGUGCCCCUUACUUCACGAUGUCAAAAACAAAAGAAUGAUCCACAUGUUUUUAAUUACCAAUUAUAUUAUGUUUAAUGCUUCCAUGAUGGCUAUACCAUCAUAAUUGCUCCCAACUCCUAUCUGGCUAGGUGUAAGCUCACGGUUUUUUUACUUGGCACUUUGUAUUGCUGUUUUAUCCACUAAUCAAAUCUAGAAGUAUUAAUCUCAAAUUUGCAAGCGGUAUGGAUAAAUUAGCUUCAGGACACUCUUACGGCGAGUUGAAGUUUCUGGGUAUUAAAAUAUUCAACUCGUGAAAGAAGAGUAUGUUAAUGAUUUAAGUGUAUUUGACCAGAUAUACACUGGCAAAACAAAGUACCUAAAAUAUAUGUUAAAAAUGUUUUGGGUAGCUUCCGGUUCAUGUACUGCUUCUUAAUCUACACGCAUUUUCUGCAUUUCUUGAAUUUAAAAAAGAAUAGGUUUUUGCAUAAAGUUCAGUUUUUUUUUUUUGCCAAACCAUAUAUAUAUAUAAGGAGAGAGCAAACACGAUUCAUGCCAUCUAUAAUUUCUCAUAUAUAUUAUUGUAUUUAUUUAGUCAACCCACGUGAAAGCUGUAAACUUUGACUUGAAGUUCAGUUGAAAACAGGAAUACGGAGUUCAUGCCAGAGAACUUGAUACCCAUUGACAAAAUGCAGAAAAUAUGAAAGUAAAGGACAGUUUAAAUAUACGUAGAGUAUAAUAGUUGAAUACGAUGUCCAUGUUUAAAGUCAACUGAACAGGGAAAGUAACCUACCCUGGUAAGCACUCGUGUUUAAACUCCCUAGUUUCACAAUUUUAGCUGGUUAUAGCUAUAAUAUUUUAAACCUUUUCCUUUAUCCUAAACUAAGCAGCACCAUUUCUCAAAUCCAACUUAAAAGAAAAGCUAGCUAGAUGUUACCGCAACUUCAUCAUUCUAUGAAUUGAAAUUUUUAAGGCCUAUAAUUUUAGUUAAUGAUUACAGUUUUGAAAGUGAAUACCUUUGCUUGCUUCUCUUCUAUAUAGGAUUAUAGCCCAUAUCAUAUAGAACUCAAGUAACUAAGAAUGACUACAACUCAAAAACUCUCUCUUUUGUUCCAUUUUCUUUUGCUGUUUUCUUUGCUUCCAUUACAAAUUACUUCAUCACCAACAACACAAGCAGAAGCUCUUAUCAAAUGGAAAAGCACUUUAUCUUCCUCGCCUCCUCUUCUCAAUUCAUGGUCCCUCACCAACCUCCAAAAUCUUUGCAACUGGACUGCAAUUUCCUGUGACACAACUGGAACAAUCUCCAAAAUAAACCUCUCCAAUCUAAACAUAACUGGAACACUCAUCCAAUUCAACUUCUCUUCAUUUGCAAACAUCGCCAGUUUUGAUAUCCAGAAUAACAAUAUUGCAGGACUAAUUCCAUCAGCUAUUGGUAGCCUCUCCAAGCUCACUUACUUGGAUUUGAGUGUUAACUUUUUCGCUGGCAACAUACCUAUAGAGAUCGGGCGAUUAACAGAGCUUCGGUAUCUCACUCUUUUUAACAACAAUCUCAAUGGUACAAUUCCUUAUCAGCUCAGCAAUCUUCAAAAGGUAUGGUACAUAGACCUUGGAGCAAACUUCUUGGAAACCCCUGAUUGGUCUAAAUUUUCAAGUAUGCCUUCAUUGAUGCACCUUAGUCUUUUUCUUAAUGAACUUACUUUAGGAUUCCCUGAUUUCAUAUCCAAUUGCUGGAACUUGACCUUUUUGGAUUUGUCACUCAAUCAAUUGACUGGCGACAUACCAGAAUGGGUGUAUCCCAAUCUGGGUAAGAUUGAAUACUUCAAUCUCACAAAUAAUUUGUUCCAUGGACCAUUAUCAUCAAACAUUUCCAGGCUUUCCAAUCUCAAACAUCUUCAUCUAGCAACUAAUGAGUUUAGUGGUCAGAUCCCUGAAAGUAUUGGCUUGUUGUCUGGUCUUCAAAUUAUUGAGUUGUACAACAAUUCAUUUUUUGGCAGCAUUCCAUCUACUUUAGGCCAACUCAGGAAUUUAGAACAACUUGAUCUCCGAAUGAACGCCUUAAAUUCAACAAUUCCUGCUGAGCUCGGGCUUUGCACUAACCUCACUUACUUGGCGUUGGCCUUGAAUCAACUGAGUGGGGAAUUGCCCCUAUCCUUGUCCAAUCUGAGCAAAAUGGUCAAUCUGGGUCUAUCUGAUAACUUUUUCACAGGUGAGAUCUCACCUUAUCUUUUCACCAACUGGACUGAGUUGACCUCCUUGCAACUUCAAAAUAACUACUUGUCUGGAAAUAUACCCUCGGAAAUUGGAAAAUUGACAAAUCUCAAUCUUCUUUUCCUGUACAAUAACACACUCUCUGGUUUGAUUCCCCGUGAGAUAGGAAAUUUGAAUCUUUUGGAAAGUCUAGACCUUUCAGGAAACCAACUUUCAGGACCAAUUCCUCUAACAUUAUGGAAUCUUACAAAUCUGCUUACUUUGAAUCUUUUCUCUAACAAUAUAAGUGGAAUAAUUCCACCUGAUGUUGGAAAUAUGACAUCUCUGGUAACUCUAGAUCUCAGCAAUAACGAGAUGCAUGGGGUGUUGCCAGUAACCAUUUCACGUCUUAGUUCUCUAGAGUCGAUCAAUCUGUUCACCAAUAAUUUCUUUGGUAGCAUCCCAAGUGAUCUUGGCAAGUAUAGUUCUUUGAAAUAUGCUAGCUUUUCAGACAACAGCUUCUCUGGAGAGCUGCCACCUGAACUUUGCAGUGGGUUGGCUCUUGAACAACUCACAGUUAAUGGAAACAAUUUUACUGGGGCAUUGCCAACCUGCUUGAGGAGUUGCUUAGGAUUGACUAGAGUUCGAUUUGAUGGGAACAAAUUCAAUGGAAAUAUCACUGAUGCUUUUGGAGUUCAUCCAGCACUUGUUUUCAUUUCUCUUAGCGACAAUCAGUUUAUUGGUGAAAUCUCACCUGCUUGGGGAGAAUGUGGAAACCUCACCAAUUUACAGAUGGACAGAAACAGAAUUUCUGGUGAAAUCCCGGCUGAGCUUGGGAAAUUGACCCAGUUGGGUGUUCUAACUCUGGACUCAAAUGACUUGAGAGGGAUGAUUCCCAAUGAACUGGGAAAUCUGAGCAUGUUAUUCAUGCUCAACUUCAGCAAAAACCAUUUGACAGGAGUUGUCCCUCAGAGUUUGGGCAAUUUGUCAAAGCUCGAAUCCCUUGAUUUGUCAGAUAACAAGCUGUCUGGAAAUAUACCAGAAGAGCUUGGGAAAUGUGGGAAGCUGUCAAGCUUGGAUUUGAGUCAAAAUAAUCUAUCAGGUGAAAUGCCUUUAGAGCUUGGCAACUUGAACUCCUUGCAGUACGUGUUGGAUCUCAGUAGCAAUUCGCUGUCAGGAACAAUACCUGCUAAUCUGGGAAAGCUUACAUUAUUGGAAAAUCUCAAUGUCUCGCACAAUAGUCUUUCAGGAAAUAUUCCAACAGCAUUGUCUGGCAUGAUUAGUCUGCGUUCUUUUGAUUUCUCCUACAAUGAGUUGACAGGACCCGUCCCAAAUGGUGGUAUGUUCCAAAAUGCAUCUGCAAAAGCUUUUGUUGGAAACUCAGACUUGUGUGGAUACAUAGAAGGCUUGUCUCCAUGUAAUCCGACAACAUCAAAUGGAAAAUCUUCCAAGUAUAACAAAAAGGUUCUUAUUGGUGUCAUGGUUCCAAUAAGUGUCUUAUUAGCAAUAGUCGUAAUUGUUGUCACGGUCUUAAUAUCUCGUCGGAAGACCCAACUCCAUGAUGAAGAGAACAAAGAUGUACAUAAAUACGAGAAUUCUGAGUCAAUGAUAUGGGAAAGAGAAGGAAAAUUCACAUUUGGAGAUAUUGUUAAGGCUACUGAUGACUUCAAUGAGAAAUACUGCAUUGGAAAAGGAGGAUUCGGAAGUGUUUACAAAGCUGAAUUGUCAACAGGUCAAGUUGUUGCAGUCAAGAAACUAAAUACAUCAGACACGAAUGAUAUUCCAGCAACAAAUUGGCAGAGUUUUGAGAAUGAGAUCCGAAUGUUGACAGAAGUUAGGCAUCGGAACAUCAUCAAGCUUUAUGGUUAUUGUUCUAGGAGAGGCUUCUUGCACUUGGUUUACGAGUAUGUUGAGAGAGGAAGUUUAGGGAAAGCAUUGUAUGGAGUGGAAGGAGAACUGGAGCUUGGUUGGGCUACAAGGGUGAAGAUUGUACAAGGAGUGGCUCAUGCAAUUGCAUACUUGCAUCAUGAUUGCUCUCCACCAAUUGUUCAUCGAGACAUAUCACUGAAUAAUAUCUUGCUGGAGUCAGAUUUCGAACCACGAGUCUCAGAUUUUGGCAUAGCAAGAAUGUUGAAUACAGAUUCAUCAAACUGGACUGCAGUUGCUGGUUCAUAUGGCUACAUGGCCCCAGAGCUAGCGCUUACAAUGCGAGUAACCGACAAGUGCGAUGUUUAUAGCUUUGGAGUGGUAGCACUAGAAGUCAUGAUGGGAAGGCAUCCAGGGGAUCUCUUAUCUUCACUGGCAUUACCGCAAACAUCAACAUCAAAUGAUUCGGAGAUGUUCCUGAAAGAAAUGCUAGACCAAAGGCUUCCAUGUCCUACAGGCCAAUUAGCAGAGAAGGUGGCUUUUGUAGUUAGAGUUGCCUUAGCAUGCACAAAUACAAAUCCAGAGGAAAGACCUGCUAUGCGUUUUGUGGCACAAGAACUAUCAGCAGCACAAGCUCAAGCUCACCUGACAGAGCCAUUGGAUAAGAUAACUCUUAGCAAAUUAAUAGUCUUUAAAACAUAGAACUGGAAGGGAAUGGUGGGUGAGUUUUUGACUUGUUUGAAAGUAUCGUUCUUGCCUGCCAUUUUUGAGGUGCACAUUUCCUCCAUGUAACACGAAUUUCAAUCGUCCCUCAAGUAGGAUGAAGAUAUUUGUGGCAUUGCUUCAUCCUUUUCUGUAAUCAUUAGUUGAAAUGUGAAAAGUCUGCAUAUAGCAUUGUAAUUGUUCAAUUUCAA
Jatropha curcas is the source of this 5397-nucleotide messenger RNA. RefSeq lists its product as uncharacterized. Gene Ontology annotation, biological process: protein phosphorylation. Gene Ontology annotation, molecular function: protein binding; ATP binding; protein kinase activity. The record is from RefSeq and is a predicted model, not a curated record. Lineage: Eukaryota; Viridiplantae; Streptophyta; Magnoliopsida; Malpighiales; Euphorbiaceae.